GGGUUUCAUAUCAUAUCAGUAUCCAUCUACAGUCUACAAAGAGGAGGAUUCAAAAAUCUCUGCGACUGCGAUUUAAGAUAGAGAAAUGAAACCUGUGGUGGGAAUGGUUGUUUCAAACAAAAUGCAGAAAUCGGUUGUGGUCGCCGUCGACAGGCUGUUCCAUCACAAGCUCUACAAUCGUUACAUCAAGCGCACCUCCAAAUUCAUGGCUCACGACGAGCAGAAUCAGUGCAACAUUGGUGAUCAUGUCAGAUUAGAUCCAUCUAGGCCGUUGAGCAAACGUAAGAAUUGGGUUGUUGCUGAAAUACUGAAAAAGGCUCGAAUUUAUCGACCUAUACCUGUUGGUGGUAAGGAUAUUGGUUCAAGCAGUCAAACAGAUGUAUCGCCGUCGUCAACCUCUUGAGGUUUUUCUUAAACUGCAUUUCUCUCCAUUCUCUUGCAGUAUGUAUACAGUGGUGAGCAAAUGUAUGAUGAAUUUAUUAAUCAAUAAACUGUAGCAUGUUCAUCCUUGCUUGGUUAUUGAAUAGAUUUUUGUGGUUAUUACAUGAAAACUAUUGUUCAUGUUAGUGAUCUGAUGAUCAAUUUCAGCAUAUAUGGUGCAAUUUUCUUA
Messenger RNA from Impatiens glandulifera, 610 nucleotides. RefSeq names its product 30S ribosomal protein S17-like. Gene Ontology annotation, biological process: translation. NCBI's taxonomy places the organism in Eukaryota, Viridiplantae, Streptophyta, Magnoliopsida, Ericales, Balsaminaceae. Gene Ontology annotation, molecular function: structural constituent of ribosome. Bases 86 to 403 code for a protein of 105 amino acids. Gene Ontology annotation, cellular component: ribosome. The transcript is spliced from 2 exons. The record is from RefSeq and is a predicted model, not a curated record.